Messenger RNA from Stylonychia lemnae, 2163 nucleotides. The record is from the annotation of a GenBank genome assembly. Lineage: Eukaryota; Ciliophora; Spirotrichea; Sporadotrichida; Oxytrichidae.
AUGCUCGAUAGAAGUAAAAUGUCUAAUUCGUUUGCAAAAUCUUCAUUUUUGCAAACCUUGAAUUCCUCUCCAUCACAGAAGUGGCUAGUACAAUAGAACUCAAAGAGUUAAAAAUUCCUCUAACCAUUGUCCAGCUCGAUCACUGAGAAAUCAAAAAAACUAGGAAAUGAAUAAGGAGCAAACAAUGAAAUUAUGUUAAAGGAGUUGGUUCAAACUAAUUCAUUUGACCCUACAUAAACUCUGUCCUAGUUCUACUCUACUACAUACUUCAGUCCUACAAGAACUUUAUCAAAGUUACCCAUAAAACCAGAGGAUAGACUAAAGAAAAUUAAGAGUAUCUCCACUCUAAAGCAACAUGAGCUGGAAUCGACGUACCAUGAGGUAUCUUUGCCAGUUUUAAGAUAGAUUAAAAAUAUGAAAAGAAACUGGGGGAAUGAGAGGACUAUGCCAGAGUAUGAGAUUCAAAAAGGAGAUCUAGUUUAUAGAUCUAUGAUGGAAUCAUGCAUGAUGCUUGAUAACAAUAAAAAAAUAUAAAAGGACGUUGAGUUUGAGAUGAAUGGAAAUUAUAAGGGUAAACUAGAUUCAUUCAUUAAAGAGUCAAAGUCCGGGAUCUGGCUUAAACAAAAAAUGCCAAAGAUUAAGCAAAACCCUAGCAUUUAGUAUAGAAAGCCACUAAAAGAAGAAGAAUAGGACAAGAAAAAAUAAAAGCAUUAAACUCUAGAUAGUCAAACAAGCUCUAAGUUUACCUCUAAAUUAAAUCUCCAAUUAUAAAAUGCUUUAAAUGAUGGAUCCAUCCCAUCUAAUGGAGAAACUAAAAGAGAUGGCUUAAAUGAUGAAAGCUCCUUAGAAAGAGACCUAGGAGCAGUAAUAGAUAAGGUUUAAGAAGCAGCUUAGGUACAGAAAGUAAAAAAAGAGAGACACGUUCCAAAUGAACUUGGAAAUCCUGCAGCCGGUAAGAUUGAUCUUAAAACAUUAGAGAAUUACAAGUGUCACUGGACUAUUAAAGAGAGUGUUAAUUGGAAACCUUGUGUGAGAAUAGGAGCAUCCCUUGUCAAUUGCGGAAAUGUCAUAAUGAUGUUUGGAGGAUAUAACAAAAUAGCUCUUUAAGAUCUUCAAUAUAUAGAUUUCAAAAAAGCUUAAUGGAAUCUGAUUGAAGUGACUAAAGGAAAGAGACCUAUUGAAAGAUUCGGACAUUCAGUUGUAUUUUACAAGGGUAAUAUGAUUAUUUUUGGAGGAGAGCAAAAAUACAAUGCAGAAAUUAGAAUGAGAGAGACGUUUAAUGAUCUUUGGGCUUACAACGUAGUCCUGAAUGAAUUUAAAGUAAUCAAUGCACAGAAUAGAUUAGCUUGUGAAGCCAGAAAAGAUCACUCAAUGGUUCAAGUAGGUAUACAUUUGCUUGUUUAUGGCGGUAUAAACAGCAGAGGGAUCCUGAUUGAUGACCCUAUGGUUUAUAGCUUUUAAACGAAUGAAUGGAUGCCAUUGUAAAUCAAAGGGCCAUCCCCAGGUCCUUUAGCUUUUCAUCAAGCUUGUGCAGUUUACAAAAAAGAUAGGAAGGGAACAGUAGGGUUCAGUCUUUUUAGAAUGGGCGAAAUAAUUGCUCCUCAAAUAGAGUCUAAAAUAAAAACAGAAGGAAUUUACUUCUUCGGAGGGAAAAGCACAAAUGGCUUUCCUUAAAAUUAGCUGAGAAUUUUGAAGACUGGCAGAGUUCCACUAGAAUGGAAAGAAGUGAAAUCAGUUUCAAAAGAUCCACCUCCUAGGUACAAUCAUACAUUGAAUUUCUCAGAGGACUAAAAUUUGCUCGUGUUAUUUGGAGGAAGAUGCGAUUUUGCAGCUAAGAUGACAAAUUAUUAAUAGAUACUGAAUGAUGUGUGGGUUCUUUACUUGGAUAAUUUGUGCUGGUAUGAAGUAUAAUGCAGUGGAUCAGUACCAAGAGAAAGAUUCUGCCAUUGCGCUACUAUAGUUGGAACUUAGCUUUUGAUUUUUGGAGGUUUGAACAGUGAUAACUUCUUAUGCUCUGAGAUUUAUUGUUUGGAAUUAGACCCAUAUCAUUCAAAAAGGAUGAGAGCUGAUUUUAAUAGGAAGAAGACUACUAAUAAUGGCUAGUUUAAUAUUGAUUACGGCAGCUUUAAAGCCGGAGGGUUAAGCGAAAACCAAGAAUAUUGA